Molecule: messenger RNA, 1291 nt
Organism: Anoplopoma fimbria (sablefish)
Lineage: Eukaryota; Metazoa; Chordata; Actinopteri; Perciformes; Anoplopomatidae
Gene: ccnh
Product: cyclin H
Exons: 10
Coding region: 106-1065 (319 amino acids)
Biological process (GO): DNA-templated transcription; regulation of cyclin-dependent protein serine/threonine kinase activity; regulation of transcription by RNA polymerase II
Cellular component (GO): transcription factor TFIIK complex; nucleus
Molecular function (GO): cyclin-dependent protein serine/threonine kinase regulator activity
Source: RefSeq, a predicted model, not a curated record
GACGCGCAUCAGUUUUAUUAUUGCUGGUGUUUGGGGGUUUUUUAAGACCGAGAUUUUGAAUUUCGACGAGGAAAUAAAGAGGCUGUUUAAUACACAUAAGCAGCCAUGUUCCACAACAGCUCACAGGGGAAAUACUGGAUAUUUUUAAAUGAAGACGAUGUUGAGCAGAAGAGAUACAAGGCCAACCAGAAAUCCCGUAACAAGAUACUAGAAAGUGGGAAGCCCGGGGUGAGCGAGUCCAAGCUCUUGGAGCGUCACGAGGAAGACGUUCUAUUCCGACACUAUGAGAAGAGGAUGGUUGACUUCUGCAAUGCCUUCAAGCCUGCAAUGCCCAAGUCUGUGGUGGGUACAGCCAUCAUGUACUUCAAGAGAUUCUACCUGAACAACUCCAUCAUGGAGCACCACCCAAGGAUUAUCAUGCUGAGUUGUGCAUAUCUGUCCUGUAAAGUGGACGAGUUCAACGUUUCCAGCACCCAGUUUGUGGGCAACCUUCUGCAGGAGACCCCGGCAGGUCAGGAAAGAGUUCUGGAGCAAAUCCUGGAGUAUGAGCUGCUGCUGAUCCAACAACUCAAAUUUCACCUGGUGGUCCACAAUCCCUACAGACCGAUGGAGGGCCUGCUUAUCGACCUCAAGACAAGGUACCCCACGCUGGAGAACCCAGAGUCACUGAGGAAGAAUGCGGAUGACUUUCUGACACAGGCAGCCAUGACAGACGCAGGCCUGCUGUUCCCCCCCUCUCAGAUAGCUCUAACAGCCAUUCUGAACAGCGCCUCAAGAGCCGGUCUCAGCAUGGAGAGCUACCUGAUUGAAUGUCUGCGAUUGAAAGAGGACAAAGACGCUCUCUCAAAGAUGUAUGACUCUAUGAGACGGAUGAAAACUCUCCUAAAGAAGUAUGAACUUCCUAAAGCGGAGGAGGUGAUUGCUUGCAAAAAGAAGUUGGAGAGGAUUCAUGCUGAAUUUUCCAGUUUAAGCAACAAACGAAAGAGAGGAUAUGAAGAAGACGGUCAUGUAGCAAAAGAACCACGUUUAACCGAAGAGGAAUGGACUGAUGAAGACCUGUUAUGAGCGUUUACCCCAAAAUGGUUUAGGAUUUAAAGAUAUUAUUCAAGUAUACCAACAGUUUAUUCCAAUAUUAAACUGUCAAGAUUGGAUGACCAUGCCAUUACAGAAAAUACAAUGGAGAGUCAAAGACAGUUUGCAUAAGUGUACAUGUUAUAUUUACUUUUCUACAACAUAUUGAAGAGUUCGGUUUGCCUUUGUUCUGCAGUAAGAAUAAAGAUAUUUUUCUACA